CUACACUCGCCACAUUACCGCGCGUGUAUGAGCUGGUUGGGUCGUGAACGCGCCCAUUGCUGAAACGCUGACAAUCUGCAGACUUUCUAUUAGCCUGCCCAUAAUCAACAUAUCACCUCUGGUUGCAUUCAGUGUAGUAUUCCGCUUCAAACCUUAGCUAUAGCAUACUGACUGGUCAUUUUGGUAUCCUUUAUUUUUGGGGAAAUUGUACAGUUACCUGCCAAAAUGAAUCCGCCGUGUAGCAGAUGCAAUAAGACCGUGUAUCCAACUGAAAAAGUAAAUUGCUUGGACAAGUAUUGGCACAAGGGGUGUUUCAGCUGUGAAGUAUGCAAGAUGACUCUCAACAUGAAGAACUACAAAGGCUUUGACAAGAAGCCCUACUGCAGCCAACACUACCCCAAGACCUCAUUCACCAGUGUGGCUGACACUCCAGAGAACCUGAGGCUCAAACAGCAGAGCAAGAUGCAGAGCCAGGUGCUGUACAAAGAGGAGUUUGAGAAGAACAAAGGCAAGGGCUUCAGUGUGGUGGCGGACACGCCCGAGCUGCAGAGAAUCAAGAAAACACAGGACCAGAUCAGCAACAUAAAAUACCAUGAGGAUUUUGAAAAGAGUCGGAUGGGAGGUGAAGUCCCUCCAUCUGAGAACAAUUCCAAUCAAGGCUACCAGCAGUCUUACAACUACGACCCCCAGCCUGUCGCUCACACUCCUACUCCUGCUCCUGCCCCUGCCCCUGCUGCAGCUGCACCGCCACCCAGUGGUGGGAAGCGCUUCCGGGCCAUGUACGACUACGCAGCGGCAGACGACGACGAGGUGUCGUUCGCGGAGGGCGACGUGAUCCUGGACGUGCAGCAGAUCGACGAGGGGUGGAUGUUCGGCCGCGUCCAGCGCACCGGGCAGCAGGGCAUGCUCCCAGCCAACUACGUGGAGAUGGCAUGAGACAAACUACGCAGAGAUGGAGGGAUGAUGGCUGGAGGGAGGGAGGAAGAGAGGAAGGGAGGGAAGAGUGAAUGAGAGUUCCUCAGUGUGGGAUAAGGGAGAGGGAGGAAAUGGCAGGGUGCUGGAGAGAGAUUUAAGGGCUGGAUUGGAGGAUUUUGGGGGAAAUUUAAAUUUAAAAAUGAAAAAGCGUAAAAGCCGCAAUGUACAGUGAGGUUGUCACGACAACUUCUGUUCUUGGUCUGUUUUCGAAAUAAUUAGUUCACCACUUAAUUUCACUUUGUUUUUCUGCUCUUUUUCUAUUUGUAAUGGGUCAUAUUAACUAAAUGACAAAAAAAAGUUGAAGGUAUGGUUCAUGGCAGUUGAACCAUGUGCUACUAAAAGCCAACACCAUUUCCAAAUGGCAGUCACAAACCAAUGCCUUUUAUUUCCGUUGCCAUUACCUUGUCUUUUUAUUUUUUAUUUCGUUUCUCUCUCUUUGACACGCACCUAUUCGCAAUGCAAAGCUUCGGCGGCUCUUCUGUUUUGUGUCACUUGUCGUUCCCUUGUUGUAUCCUUGUUUUGACACGGCUUAUGUUUCUAUAUUUGAGCACAAUGUGAAUUUGGUCCCCACAUUCAGUCUUGCUGGGUUGAUUUGACCUUGGCAAGGAAGUAAGGUCAUGGGCUGCAGUGUCUGCUGGGUAAUAGAGUUUUUCCGCCACUUUGUAGUGUUUGGUGAUACUUGGUCGGUACACUGGAGGAUCCAGCCCAUAAUGUCUUAACUGAACAGAAUCCAUGCCAGGCAACGUUGGAGGAGUGCAGUCAACCCCCUCCAAAAACCCACACAUACAUACACACACACAUGUGAUAAUGCACUUUUUAGGGAUGAUCGGGAAUGAUACCAAAUAGAUAAUUAAAAAAUCAGAUGGUUUUAUAUAUGAAAAGAAAGAAAUUGAAUCCUUGUGACAGAGUGCAUUGCUGUUUCAGACUGACCUCCCUAUGACCUUUAGACGGAGGUCGGUCAUAAAAAGGUGAAACGAUAUUUUGUAAAAGCUCCAAAACCCCACUGCGUAGCGUAACCAAUGACUUAUCAUUCCAUUGUUAUUUUUUAAUGAAGCAUUCCAAUCCAUUAUAUUGAAAAAUAAAAUGGUGCAAUGAAAUGAA
Molecule: messenger RNA, 2076 nt
Organism: Alosa alosa (allis shad)
Lineage: Eukaryota; Metazoa; Chordata; Actinopteri; Clupeiformes; Clupeidae
Product: LIM and SH3 domain protein 1-like
Exons: 7
Coding region: 226-936 (236 amino acids)
Cellular component (GO): focal adhesion
Molecular function (GO): actin filament binding
Source: RefSeq, a predicted model, not a curated record